This is a messenger RNA of Ascoidea rubescens DSM 1968, 547 nucleotides long. RefSeq lists its product as uncharacterized. The record is from RefSeq and is a predicted model, not a curated record. Lineage: Eukaryota; Fungi; Ascomycota; Saccharomycetes; Ascoideales; Ascoideaceae. The transcript is spliced from 2 exons. The coding region runs from base 83 to 547 and encodes 154 amino acids.
GGAUUUCGAACUUGAUGCAUAUACCCAAAUAACCCCAUGACCAUGCUCAAAUCAAUCUGAUGGUCAAUGGCUUGAUGCAGAAAUGAUUAGUUCCAUCAAUUACUACAUACAGAAUAUUGCUGUUCAAACGCUUUCCUAUUCUCAACAGUCCAAGCUUGAAUCAUCAUUAAAUGGCAUAAAUUACAAUUACUCUAUUGGUGAAGUACUAAAACAAAAAAUUGUUGACGGCAUUGACAAAACCAAUAGAAAACUCAUUAGUUAUUUUGAUAAGACAUUGCAAAAUAAAUGGGUGAUUGUGAGUUCAUUUUCACAUUCUGAGGAAAUAUCUUUUUUGGAUGGAAAAGCAAUCAAAAGAGCGGAACUUGCUAUUCAUGAAUUUUCUUCAAUGUUUCAAUUAGCAGAACACCCAGUUGGAUCCCAAAUUCAAACUGUCAAUUCUUCAAUUUCGGAAAUUCAAGAGUCAAUUACAUAUCAACACCAAUUUUCUAGUGGCCCCUCAUCUCCUUGGUGUGAGCCUGAAAAUGACAAUAAUAAUUGGAAAAUUUAG